This is a messenger RNA of Polypterus senegalus (gray bichir), 3856 nucleotides long. RefSeq names its product progranulin-like. NCBI's taxonomy places the organism in Eukaryota, Metazoa, Chordata, Cladistia, Polypteriformes, Polypteridae. The transcript is spliced from 17 exons. Gene Ontology annotation, cellular component: extracellular region. The record is from RefSeq and is a predicted model, not a curated record. The coding region runs from base 85 to 2613 and encodes 842 amino acids.
GACUGCCAGAGUGCUUCUUAGGGCUUCGCGGUGUUACUGUUUGGUUUGGCAGCACAGAGCAAAACAGGCGAACUGAGCGUGGAGAUGCCGCAGUUAGGUGUGCUGUUGCUUUGCCUGCUGGCCGUCUCCACGGCGCGCCGGUGUCCUGAUGGUGGAAGGUGUGAUGAUGAUGCCACUUGUUGUGCGAGCCCAUCUGGAAAAUAUGGUUGCUGCCCGCUCCCAAAUGCUGUUUGCUGUGAAGACCACAUGCACUGCUGUUUUGAGGGUACGAUCUGCGAUCUGCAGCAUUUAAAAUGUAUUAAUAAAACCAUCUCCCUGCCUUGGCUAAAGAAGCAGCCAGCCGUGUCCGAAUUUCCUCAGGAAGUAAACUCCUUCCCAAUGGUAGAAACGGGGACUGCCAAUAAUGUGAUUCAGAUUGUGUGUCCUGACAAAACUUCGUGCCCCUUGGAAUACUCUUGUGCUGCCACCAACAAGGGCACCUAUGGAUGCUGCCCACUUCCUCAGGGCGUCUCCUGUGGCGAUGGGCAGCAUUGCUGCCCCAGUGGCUACACGUGUAGCAAGGAUGGAAGUUCUUGUAUGCAGCAUGGAGAAAGCUCAAUGUUUGGGGCCAUUGUUUGUCCUGACAGUGAGGUUGAAUGCCCUGAUGAUGCAACUUGCUGUAAACUGCCUGAUGACUCCUGGGGUUGCUGUCCAAUGGUUGAGGCUGUGUGCUGUGAGGACAAGCUACACUGUUGUCCAUCUGGCUCCAAGUGUGAUGUUGCUCACUCAAAAUGUUUGACGGCUGAUGGAAAGUAUACUCCCAUGUGGAGCAAGUUUGCUGCUAGGCCGAGAGCCUCCUGGGAAAACGAGGAAGAUCAAGAUGAUUUGAAGAACACUAACCGUGAUAAAGUUCAUCUUGUUGAAGAUGUGAUUUGCCCUGAUGGGAAAUCCAAAUGCCCAAGUGAAACCACCUGCUGCUUGCUUCUCAAUGGCACCUAUGGCUGCUGCCCAAUGCCUAACGCCGUGUGCUGUCUGGACCACAUACACUGCUGUCCUGCAGACACUAAAUGUGAUCUGGCACACACUACGUGUGUUUCUGCUAACGGGGAGACACCACUAAGGAAGAAGAUUCCAGCACUAACAAGGGGAGAUGAGGACAAAGGUGAAAUUCUACUAUCCAGUCCUUGGAAUGUGUGUUGCUGCCAUUCCCUGACAGUAACAAGUGUUUGGUGUUCUUUUUGUGCAGUUUUUAAUGUCCCAUGUGAUGAUGUGACUGCCUGUCCCGACAGUACCACCUGCUGCAAAAACCAAAAAGGACAAUGGGCCUGUUGUCCUCUACCAAAGGCUGUAUGCUGCGACGACCACUUGCAUUGCUGUCCUGAAGGAACCACUUGUGACCCGACCACUUCACAAUGCAAUUCAAAAGCCGUUUAUGUUCCCUGGUUGAAGAAACUGCCAGCUAAGAAUAUUGCUGUGAAUGAAGUCAAAUGCGACGACACAAAGAGCUGUCCAGAUGGCAACACCUGCUGCAAAAAGAGCACUGGAGCCUGGGGCUGCUGUCCAUUGCCUGAUGCUGUCUGCUGUGACGACCACGAGCACUGCUGUCCUGAAGGAUAUACCUGUGACACAGCAACCGGUAUGUGUCUGUCUUCAAAUAGUAAUGUGCAAAUAAAGCUCCUAGCACCAACAUUAAGUGAGACCGCUAAAGUUCGUAAUGUGCCAUGUGAUGACACAGCUGCCUGUCCAGACAACACGACCUGCUGCAAGACUGCUAACGGAAGCUGGGCCUGCUGCCCAUUGCCUAAGGCCGUAUGCUGCAGUGACCAUGAGCACUGCUGUCCGGAGGGCACCAUCUGUGAUGUUACCACUCUGACAUGCAACCCGCCGGAGUUGAAGAUGGAACAGGUUUCUGAUGACGCUGCAUUCAGCACUUCUGUGGGGCCCUGUAACUGCUCAGUGGGAAUGACUUGCUGCUGGAUGAAGAAGGUCUGGAGCUGCUGCCCGCUGCUAGGGGCAGUCUGUUGUUCUGAUGGGAAGCACUGCUGUCCCUCCGGUUACGUGUGUGACAUGACUCAUAAUGCGUGCAAGAAGAGGGAGAUAGUUGUGCCAUGGCUGGAAAAGCUGCCCGCUAAGAGCGAGAAUCCCAACAAUGUAGCCAGUUCCCUGGAUAUCAGAUGUGAUGAUGAAACAAGCUGUGCGGCUGGCAGCACUUGCUGUCGGCUUCCUACUGGGAAAUGGGGCUGCUGCCCGCUGGUGAAGGCAGUUUGCUGUUCAGAUGGCCAGCAUUGUUGCCCACAGGGAUACCACUGCAACAUUCAGGUGGGCACUUGUGAGAAAGAAAGCAACGUGGCACCCCUGGUCACUCAGAAGGUUCCCAUUACCCAGACCCCCAAGCAAGAUGUGAAAUGCGAUGCAAGACAUUACUGCCCAGAAGGACAGAAGUGCUGCAUGAGCAAAACUUCCAAUGAAACCUGGGAGUGCUGCCCUUAUGCCAAGGGUGUUUGCUGUGAUUCUCAAUUCUGUUGCCCUGAAGGAUACAUGUGUUUCAAUUUACUUCGAGUGUGCGUCAAGUUUCAUGACAAGAAAUGGGACGUCCUGCCCGGCCACAAAAAGAGGCUGACCACUUGGGUUUAGUUCAUCUUUUUACUUUUCCACCUUCCUCUUAAGAUCAGUGUGUGUGUGUGUGUGUGUGUGUGUGUGUGUGUGUGUUUUUAUGCAUUACCUACUGGGCAAUCCCCUUUUUAGGUGGUACAACUGCUGUGUGCCUCUGCUAUGUUGGAAGCAGCCAGGGUGGCUCGAAAUGCAAGCGCAAAACGAUGGCUUUACAUCCUAAACCAAACUUGGCACUUAUCCUUACCCUUUUACAAAACUAAGUCCAUCUUAACAUUCCCCCGAGUUUAUAUAAUUAAAUGUUGUCAAAUUUGAUAUUGAACACGUCCCACCACCAGCCCCAUCCGAUUCAUUAACUUAUGCAGCACUGCUCUCUGCCCUCCUUUUAUCUCCUUAUCUUAACUACAUUAAACACGGAAGCGGCAUAUUUUUAUAACGUAGCACAUUGAUGGCUGCCAUUGACACUCCAGUAAUGUUUCAGUGUGACCUUGGGUUUUUUAUUUUUGUAAUAGGAGUGAUGUCUCCUCAUAAGGUUUGAGCAGCGGUUAGUCCUUCAGUGCUGUUGAACAAUGCACUUUUUCCUUCUAUACAAAGCGAUGUCAAUUUUGGUAAGAUCCAGGAGAGGUUUUAACCGCCCUGAAGUGCUGAUCCUCGGAGUUUUGUCAUUUUUUUGCACAGUCCACAAGGCACCUGUUCUUGGGGGGUUUUAACUCUCUUUCUCCUUCCAUGCGGGUACAAAUUGCACUAUUACAUCCCUCGUGACUUGUCAUUUUUGGGAAUUUCAUUUUGCCCCCUUUGAUUGAAUCGGUGGUGAUGAGGGAGACUUUUCUGUGAAUCAUAUGUAGCCCUGCUAAGCUUGUUUUGCUUAAAGUGACUGGGAUGUGUGGGCAGUGGUUUGCCACAUAACUCCUCUAUCUUCACUCUCAUUUAAUAUUUCAAUAAAAAUGGGAUGUCUGCAUGUGGUUUUUUUUUUUUUUCACUCCAUUUCAUUCUGUCUGUUCAGCAGUAUUCAGCAAAUCUGUUGAACCCUUGACCUGACUGACAAUUGCAAACGUGUCUGCUUGUUCUGACUGGGAAUCGCACCGCUGAGAUUCAUUUUACUGGCCCAGGGACCACAAAAGAGGCCCUCGCGUAGGCAGAGCUAGACCUCUGCAGGCCAUGCCACUAAUCAAACCUCUGCUUUUUGUAGGACUGAGUUGAAAAAUCAUCAAUACUUGUGACCCUCUGAGAACAAUUUCAAAUAAAAAUGAUUUUUUUUUUUCUAUUA